Messenger RNA from Penicillium lagena, 546 nucleotides. Its product is annotated as KxDL motif-containing protein. The record is from RefSeq and is a predicted model, not a curated record. Lineage: Eukaryota; Fungi; Ascomycota; Eurotiomycetes; Eurotiales; Aspergillaceae. The coding region runs from base 1 to 546 and encodes 181 amino acids. Gene Ontology annotation, cellular component: BLOC-1 complex; endosome. Gene Ontology annotation, biological process: regulation of protein localization; endosome organization. The transcript has 3 exons.
AUGGCUGCUCCCCGUUACUACUACCAGCCCUCGGCUAUGCCCAUCAACGUGCCGUCAAAGGCACCGGCGCCAGCGGGCAUGUACCCCGUGUCUCGGGUCCACGGAUCGCCACCAGAUUUGUCUGACACCAGCACUGUUGCUGGCAGCCGCACUUCGGGCGGGCUGACAUUCAGUUCCGCCAGCGGCGACUAUGACUCCAGCUCCGCCGGCUACUCCGGCGUGGACGUCGUAGAUGUCCUGAAUGACCGCAUGCAAGAUGUGUAUGACCCGAUGCCGCUGGACAGGGGUAUUGCCAGACAGGCACAAACUUCCGGCCGCAUGAAUGCAAAGCAGCAAGAGCUGCUGGAGCUGCAAGCCCUCGCACAGCGUCGUCUGAAGGGUGUACGGGCGAACUUCAACGAAGGACUGAAAGUUGCGCGGGAAACCAAGCGCGACCUAGAAUGGACCCAGAAGCGUGUCAGCGCCCUCAAAUCCAAGGCUGAGAAGGCCCACCCGGACGACUACCGUCGCGCGGCACAGAAGUACUACUAUGACGAUAGGUACUGA